Messenger RNA from Zygotorulaspora mrakii, 1755 nucleotides. It is a transcript of the gene BRF1, whose product is annotated as transcription factor TFIIIB subunit BRF1. The transcript has a single exon. The record is from RefSeq and is a predicted model, not a curated record. Bases 1 to 1755 code for a protein of 584 amino acids. Gene Ontology annotation, cellular component: transcription factor TFIIIB complex; nucleus; transcription preinitiation complex. Lineage: Eukaryota; Fungi; Ascomycota; Saccharomycetes; Saccharomycetales; Saccharomycetaceae. Gene Ontology annotation, biological process: transcription preinitiation complex assembly; transcription by RNA polymerase III; DNA-templated transcription initiation. Gene Ontology annotation, molecular function: RNA polymerase III type 3 promoter sequence-specific DNA binding; TBP-class protein binding; RNA polymerase III general transcription initiation factor activity.
AUGGCUGUUGCUGUUUGUAAGAACUGUAAGGGUACGUCCUUCAUUAGGGACACAAGCAACGCGAAUCAAGAUCUUGUGUGUGAGUCGUGUGGUUAUGUUUGCGAAGAUAAUCCUAUUGUUUCUGAGGUCACGUUUGGUGAAACCAGCUCCGGAGCAGCUACAGUUCAAGGGUCCUUUAUUGCUGCUGGGCAAGCACAUUCAGGAUCAACCGCAUUGGAAUCCCGCGAAGCUACACUAAACAAUGCAAGAAGAAAGUUGCGUGCCGUUUCUCACGCGUUGCAUAUCCCUGAAUAUAUCACAGAUGCAGCAUUUCAAUGGUACAAGCUGGCUCUGGCGCACAAUUUUGUUCAGGGACGGAGAUCGCAGAAUGUAAUUGCGUCGUGCUUGUACAUUGCGUGUCGUAAAGAAAAGACGACACACAUGUUAAUAGAUUUCUCAUCUAGAUUGCAAGUCAGCGUUUAUUCUAUUGGUGCCACGUUUUUAAAAAUGGUCAAGAGAUUGCAUAUCACAAAUUUACCACUAGCCGAUCCAUCGUUAUUCAUUCAGCAUUUUGCGGAGAAACUAGAUCUAGGUGAUAAAAAAGUCAAGGUAGCCAGGGAUGCUGUGAAGCUUGCCCAACGAAUGUCUCACGAUUGGAUGUAUGAAGGUCGUAGACCCGCUGGUAUUGCUGGUGCUUGCAUUCUGUUAGCAUGUAGGAUGAACAAUUUAAGAAGAACACAUUCAGAGAUUGUCGCAGUAUCUCACGUGGCGGAAGAAACGAUACAGCACCGUCUUAAUGAGUUCAAGAAUACAAAUGCCGCAAAACUCUCCAUUAAUGAAUUCAGAUCCGUUGAGUCUUCGGGAGAAUCUGCAGCACCACCUUCUUUUGUGAAAAAUAGAAUCAACGAAAGGAAAUUGAAAAGCAAGCUAGAAUCCGCAGAGAAGAAUGAAACAAGCGAAGAAGCGCUAAAAAAGAAUCCAAUUUUGAACCAGCUUUUAGGCGAUCAAGAACUGUCAUCAAAGGAGGUGCUUUUCUAUCUGAAAAAAUUCUCAGAAAGACGAGAGCACUCUCUCAAAACAAUUAAAUCUACGCAUGGUAUCGAUGACCAUCAUGUUCACAGAACUGAAUCUUCAAAUAAAAGAUCACUCGAAGGGGAUUCUGAACACGGGGAAAAUACGCGGGGCGAUACACAGACAGAAACACCUCCCACGAAGGUACUCAAACUAGUUAACGGAGUUGCUGAGUGGUCCAAUAACAAUGACGUGAAGGAUAAAAUUGAUGGAUAUUCUUUGGAAACUGAUCCUUACAGGCCUCGCAUGUUGCAUUUACUGCCCACUACAUCAUCAUUACUCGCGAAAGUCUCUGACGAUCCGGAGAAUUUGGAAGAUGCAGACGAUGGUGAACUGGAUACAUUCCUUCUAGACGAAGAAGCCUCAAAACUAAAGGAAAGAAUAUGGAUAGGCAUCAACGGGGAUUUUUUACUAGAGCAGGAAACCAAAAGGUUGAAAUCAGAAGCCGAUAUUGCAGCUGGCAAUACUUCUGGGAAAAAAAAACGAGGUACUAGACGUAGGAAAGAUAAGUCACAAAUGGACGCACUGGAUGCAGCAAACGUUAUGAACCAGCUAGGGGAUGAAUCUGGUCUCAAAGCUGCAUUGAAAUCUGCAGAGGAGAGCGGUGACUUUUCAACUGCGGAUAGCGUUAAGAAUAUGCUACAAAAGGCCAGCUUUUCUAAAAAAAUUAAUUAUGAGGCCAUAGAUGGUCUGUUCAAUCAAUAA